UGGCUGGAGAUGGAAUGCAGCGGUUGCAUUUUUACUGGUCGGGCAACGGUGGAACGGAGCUCGCCUCCCACGCGCGCGCAAGCACCGGUGCCCGUCACCGCCCGCCCCUCUCCCCUGUGCAGUGAUUGAAGCAGGAGGCGCCAGGAGUUAACCGUAGAUGAAUGCCCCAGAUCGCUAUGAGCGCUUUGUCGUGCCCGAGGGCACCAAGAAGGUGUCAUACGAGAGGGAUACAAAGAUUGUGAAUGCUGCAUCCUUCACCAUCGAGCGUGAGGACCACACCAUUGGCAACAUCGUUCGCAUGCAGCUGCACAGGGACCCAAAUGUGCUCUUUGCUGGAUAUAAGCUCCCUCACCCUCUUCAGUACAAGAUUAUUGUUAGGAUCCAUACUACGAGCCAGUCUUCCCCGACACAGGCCUACACCCAGGCUAUCAAUGAUCUAGACAAGGAGCUUGAGUACCUUAAGCAAGCUUUCGAGGAUGAGAAGACCAGGUACGAGGAAAGGGCGAAGCAGGGGUUCUAAAUCCAUGGUGCCGGAGACCUGACCUUAAAAACUCGGCGUGUUAGUUUUAUCAGAGGCGCGAGUCGCCUUGAAAGUUGAAACAAUCGCACAGGGAUUGUGAGCAUGAUGUAAGACUGGCGUAUGACUCGUAAUGCUCAAGGAUCUUGUAAGUUUGUAACAUGAUUCCAGACUGAUCCCUGAACUACCAGUCAGUACUCAGUACCUUGUCUGCUGUUGAACCUGUGCCAAGAGUCCAGGGCAGGGCAGCGUGGUCAAUCUGCCGUUCUCAAUGUGAACCAUCAGGCUUGUGCCAGUUUCAUCUUAA
Messenger RNA from Panicum hallii, 824 nucleotides. Its product is annotated as DNA-directed RNA polymerases II, IV and V subunit 11-like. Bases 158 to 520 code for a protein of 120 amino acids. The transcript has 6 exons. Lineage: Eukaryota; Viridiplantae; Streptophyta; Magnoliopsida; Poales; Poaceae. Gene Ontology annotation, molecular function: DNA binding; protein dimerization activity. Gene Ontology annotation, biological process: transcription by RNA polymerase II. Gene Ontology annotation, cellular component: RNA polymerase II, core complex. The record is from RefSeq and is a predicted model, not a curated record.